This is a messenger RNA of Scylla paramamosain (green mud crab), 3095 nucleotides long. Its product is annotated as carboxylic ester hydrolase-like. The record is from RefSeq and is a predicted model, not a curated record. Lineage: Eukaryota; Metazoa; Arthropoda; Malacostraca; Decapoda; Portunidae. The coding region runs from base 363 to 2192 and encodes 609 amino acids. The transcript is spliced from 14 exons.
UAUUAUUUGUACGUGGUGUACGAUAUGUUUUCCCGGCGGCAAGCCAAGCACUGCUUGUCGCCAAGAGUGUAUCCUCAGUUCCGGGCCGAGCCCAAUAAAGGAGAGACGUGUGUCUCUGUGUCUCGCUCCCCUGCCUAGCUAUCUUGCAACAUUCACCAAUAAAAACACUAUAUCUAUAAUAACAGGGAGAUGGACAGAACAGAGGUGAGAAGAAAGUACGGAUGAAAGCACUUACAGAACGGAGAGGUGGGCAGAACAAUGGUGAGGUGAAAAUAACGAAGGUGUAAGUGGAAUCUUUGGGUGAGAGCAACGCCCAACAAGGCAAGCAUUUACGCAAAGGUACAACUCAGUCUGGCUGCACCAUGAGACUACCUGUCGUUCUCUGCUUCGCUCUGGCCUUAGGUGGAAUCUUCUUUCUCUGCAAGAUGAUGCUGAUGACAGUGACGGUGAUGUUGGCGGUGGCGGCGGCUGCUGCGACAGAGAAUCCUCAUAUAUCACCAGCGCUGGUGGUGGUAAAACAGGGCUCUAUCCUGGGCUCGCGAGUGAAGACCAGCAACGGCUUCGUGUACUACACAUUCAGUACCAUCCCCUACGCCAGGCCACCCGUCGGGCACCUUCGCUUUCAGGAUCCCAAACCGGCCCCUGCCUGGAGUGGGGUUAGGAACGGUUCGCUCCCCUUCCCCAAGUGUCCCCAAUCUACAAUCUUCAAAGUGAAAAACUACGAUGUUGAUGGUCAGGAAGACUGUCUGUACCUCAACGUCUUUACACCAAGGCCGUACAGGUCAAACCUUCCUGUCAUGGUGUUCAUUCACGGGGGUGCUUUGGUCGCUGGAUCAGCCUUGGGUCCCGUUCCCCCAAUGCUACCAGUACCGCUACUGGAGAAAGACGUGGUGGUAGUUACUAUGAACUACCGCCUGGGUGCCCUUGGCUUCCUUUCAACGGGAGACGGUGUUCUGCCUGGUAACUUGGGCUUCAAGGAUCAGACUUUGGCACUCCGCUGGGUGCAGGACAACAUUGGAAACCUGGGCGGCGAUCCUAAGAAAGUCACCAUCUUCGGUGUUAGCGCUGGGGCAUUCUCAUGCCACGCCCACACACUCUCUCCAAGCUCAGCAGGGCUGUUCCAGCGAGCUAUCCUGCAGUCAGGCACUGCUCUUCUGUCAGCCCAAUUCGGUCCACCCCAGAAGGGUGCCAUCGCCAUUAGCAAGGCAUUGAACUGCAAGGGCGAAGAGAGUCACCAGCUCUUGGCGUGUUUUAAAGCAGCAUCUGUUGAGGACUUGGUGGAAGCUCAGAGUACCUUAAGUGAGUGGUAUGAUAUACCUCUGACCGUGGGUGCCCAAGUCGAUGGAACUUUCCUGCCAGAUUUCCCCGCCGCGCUGCUCAAGUCUGGUCGCUACAACAAGGUGGAUUUGAUGGUUGGAUGGACGAGAGACGAUGGUGACUUCAUUACUGCAGGUUUGUUCAGUAAGAAAGGCGAAGCAGCGUUGAAAGAACUAAAUGAGAACUUCCAAAAGGUGGGACCAGUCAUGCUAAGAUUAAGUGAACACAAAAAAUCUGCCUAUUUAACUCGGCGAGUGUUUCACUAUUACAUGAGCAACAUCAACAUAACGCUGGACGUCGAACCUGCUUUAACGAGCCUUGUGACAGACUUUGCCUACGGGAUGUCCGCCCUACAAUCUGCUGAGUUACACGGCAAAAAACCUCAUAGCAAGACCUUCGCAUACAGGCUUGACCACUACCUCGAGAAGUCCCAGCAUACAUUGCUGACAAAUUCUUACAUCCAGAGAAAACUGGCGGGACACGGUGACGAUAACAGAUAUCUCUUCAACUUCCCUCCGCCGUUGGGCCCUCUGACCCGUCCACAGGAUCUCCACGUUCGUGAUAUCAUGGUGACCCUUUGGACAAACUUUGCACACACAGGGAACCCGACUGUCAACGGCACACUGGGCUUCAGAUGGACACCCGUUUCACCCAAGAAGCCUGUCAAAUUUCUGUCCAUCACCACCAACCCAACCAUGCAGUGUAUCGAUGAACAGAAGCGAGACUUCUGGAAUUCCCUACCAACCGAGAACAGUAAGAUCCUCUAUCCCGAGCAUUUUCUUCUGGACUCGUGUGCACCUGCUGAAACCCUGAACCCCACUUCACUCGCUGCUAUGGGAACAUGCAAUGCAUUUGAGUUCCUAUGUAAUAACUAAUUAUAUUUUACUUAGUUUUUUUUUUUUUUCUUUUUUCAUCACUCAUCAUUAUUUUCAGCAGAGAUAAAAAAGAAUAUAGCAUUUUGCAGUCUAUAUAAGUGCUGACAGCAUCAUAAUUAAACUUUGUUAAAUAAAGCAAAAUCCUGAUGUAUUUCACUGUGUGCGCAGCUGUGGAGAAAGAUACAGAAGACGAUGCUAAGCUACAUGACUGUAAAGUAAAUGUUUGAACACUCUUAUUCAAAUACCAGUAAUAAUAACAUUCUUGUUAGACUGAAAACCCACGCAGUAAUGACUGACUGACUUAAAACUUAGACUUAGUAGUCUGGGGUAAAAGAAAACUAUUAAGCAGCUAAUAUGUCAAUGCAGAAAACAUAGGAAAUGUUAUUCAUUAGGGAUUUCGACCCGAAAAAGCACAGAAGUGGACUUAUUUGUAAUACAUAUAUAUUUUUUCAGGCUAGUUUACUUGUUUCGUGGAAAUAAUGUUUGAGGCAAAUUUAAAAUCACAAGGCAAUUUCUCUUCUAGAUUUAAAUGCAAUUGUAUAAUAUUUGUUUCACAGUUAUGCUAAGUAAAACUAAGAAUCAUUCUUCCAUCCUAAUUCUACAUGAAGGAAUUUAAGAGGAAAAUCUCAUUCAAUUUUAGUUUUAUAAACACGUGCUAUAAAUAUUAUAGAAAUUAAAUUGCCAUUAAUUUUGUCUGUUUUUGUGCGACACCGUGCAACACUGUAAGUGGCUGUUGUUGUUCACAGCAAACAACAUUUGCUAUUAUUAACCAUGUAUACUGAGAUCAGCUUGCAUGCAGUAUGACUGAAAACAGUAUUCAUGUCAAUCCAUUACAUUCACCAACAUGCCUCUUUUCUGUCUAAGAAUAGCAAAGUAAAAAAAAAUAAAUAAAUAAAAAAAAGU